AUGGACAAAACCGAGCGAGAGACACGAGAGCUCAUGAACGUCGACUCCUUCUCUCAACUCCCCUUUCUCCGCCCCACACUAUCUCCACCGCCUCUCAAGGAAAAACCGAGCCGAGCCAUUAGGCUUUUCGGCCAAGAAUUUGGCUUCAACGACAACAACAACACAGACUACCAAUUGAACCUUACCGAAAACAUUAGCUGCGCACGAGACAAUCUCCCGAGCACGGAAACUCUUGAAAACACAGAGACUAUAUCCAACCGGAAAUUCGAGUGCCACUAUUGCUGCAGAAACUUCCCGACUUCUCAGGCGCUCGGCGGGCACCAGAACGCGCACAAGAGGGAACGGCAGCAGGCCAAGCGGGCCCACCUUCAGCCCGAUGCCUCUCAUGUUUACGGCUUGAUGGGCUACAAUCGGGCCGGCCUGCUAUCGGGCCCUACACUUCCGGUGGCCCACAGCCCUUGGAGUGCCAACAGCCUAUAUGGCAGUGCCAUGAGGCUCGCUAACGGGUAUGGCUACAGCUCGUAUAAUGCAGCUUCGACUCGUCAGCCGCAGCCGACGAACGGGAGCCCUAUGGGCUUAUGGAGAAUGCCUCAACACGGCCCGUCGCCAGCUCAGCAAAUGACGUUUGACGACCCGAAAGUAGCAUUGCCUUCGAUUAACGGUGUUAUUAUUCCUGCUUCUCAAAUGCAGUUCGGGUACGAAUCAAAGCCGGUCAUGCAAGAACACAUUGCACCGCCCGAGCACGAGGUCUACGGUCGCUCCCCCAAGUUUGAGGUCGAGGCCCGGCCCCUCGACAAGCUUGUCGUAGAUCUGAGCCGCGUCCGGGCCGAGAGCUUCGGGCUGAGAACAAUGGACGUUUUGAAAAUUCAAAAUGGUUCCACUGGGGAGGGGAGAUGA
Messenger RNA from Striga hermonthica, 897 nucleotides. The record is from the annotation of a GenBank genome assembly. Lineage: Eukaryota; Viridiplantae; Streptophyta; Magnoliopsida; Lamiales; Orobanchaceae.